Cylindrotheca closterium is the source of this 3144-nucleotide messenger RNA. The record is from the annotation of a GenBank genome assembly. Lineage: Eukaryota; Bacillariophyta; Bacillariophyceae; Bacillariales; Bacillariaceae.
AUGGGAAAGAAACAUCGCGUGAUCGUCAUCGGGGCCGGCAUCAGUGGAUUGGCCUGUGCUCGAGAACUGAAAUAUCGAGGUCAUGAGGUUGUGGUGUUGGAAGCUCGUCAUCGGGUCGGUGGUCGACUCAAGGGAGAGGAAUUGCAAUUGAAGAAGGAAACCAAUUUCGACGACAACCACCAGCGUGACCAUGACGACAACAGCAGCAACAACAAAAAUAACGAUCAUUCCCUUUCUAUCAAUCGGCCACAACAUUCUCGAAAGCGCAGUCGAACUGAUGCUUCAGCAGCAGCAGCAGCAGCAGCAGCAGUAGUAGAGCCAAAGUCUGAUUCCACGACCACCACCAAGUCAAAGAACACCACAACCACGCCAUUGCACCCACCCAAUUCCGUCCACAUUGACGUGGGAGGAGCCUUGAUCCAUGGUGUGGAAAAUAAUCCCGUCUACAAGGUCGUGAAACAAAUGGGGAUUCCGCUUCAUCCGAUUUCGGACUACUGCUUGCUGUUGGAUGCCAAUGGAUGGCCCUUUGAUCCAAAGGAAGAUGAAAAGACUUCGACGCUAUUCAAUGAAUGUUUGGACGAAACUUUUGCUCGAAUUCAAACGAUACGGGGACAAACAGAGGAACAAGUCAUGGGGGAACAACAACCGACGCAAUCGGCGUCAGUUAGUAAGGACAAAACAAGGGGCGAACGAGCAGAAGAAUCGCCAUCCAAGAAGACUGGCCCAACAAGUUCUAGUGGACCUGCGACGAAAGUUUUUCCAGAUAACACGAGCAGCAACAACAAUGAUAGCGAACGCAACACAACCAGCGACAACUUUGGAGAACUAUUUGAUCAAGUAUGCUUUGAGAGGGGAUUGUACACCCAUAACAAGACCGAGUUACAAUCUAGUUCCUCUGCCAAAUCACCCUCUGCAUCUGCUUCUACUGCUAAUACAUUUCAACACAACAAUCCCUUGUGGGAAUGGCACAAGGCAAAUCUAGAAUUGCCUACGGGGGCGGACUUUCAUGAUUUGGGAUACUCCUGGAAUGAUGACGAGCCCUAUGGAUUUACUGGGCAUCAUGCAGCUAUUGAAUCUAGUUGGAAGUUUUGCAUGGAAAAACUGGCGGAAGGUUUAGAUGUGUGGUAUCAGUCACCCGUAUCCAAAAUUGAAACUGUUGCUUCCGAGUUUGAAAAGGUCAAGGAUGAGAACGGUGAUGAAGAGGAAGAAACCGAAGAGCAGAAGGAAAAUGUUGGGACAAAUACGGUGGAGGAGGAAAAGGAAGAAGAAACGUUGAUUGAUGAGAAUAAGCAAACGUCGGUAGCGAAGAAUCGUGCAAAAGUAGGCGAGGACACAGAUGAAAACGACGGAGAAGACAAGACCGAGGUUGACAAUUCUGUGAAUAAGAAAGCAACUGGAAAAAAGACCCCAAUCAGAUCGUCAAGAUCGCGAUCUGUGAAGAAAAAGUCCUUUCGUUCCGGUUCCCGUACGUCUCGCCGCAUUCAACGCCUCGAAUCCAACUUGCGACGUUCCUCAAGAUCCAAUAGGGGACAGAUCCAAACUCUUCAAAUCUUGGACCAUUCUUCAGUUUGUUAUGACGACCCCACCAAGUCUCUGGUGGAAACAGGUGGAAAGAAGGAGGAACCGAACGACAAAGGCAAACGAAAACGCAAGGGAAAAGAAAAUAGCAAACGGAACAACGAUAGCGAGAGUUCUGAAGACAUACCCGACGAAGACGAUAUCUUUGGGUCAAAGGUGCAAGCAACGCUUCAAGAUGGCACAGUUCUUCAAGCGAACGCUGUCGUUUGCACUCUUCCUCUGGGUAUUUUGAAGAUACCACCUCGCCGACCUGGUCACAUUCAGUUUGAACCUCCAUUGCCAGCUCCCAAACUAGAUGCUAUACAAAAACUGGGUUGUGGACUGCUAAACAAGUGUGCCAUGUCUUUUGACAGUGUCUUCUGGCAAGAUUCCGACUUCUUGGGCCUUGCAGGAAAAGAACAUUCCUAUUUGGUGCUAAAUGCGUGGAAGUAUGCUGGAGACAAGCCAGUUCUCAUUUUCAUGUUUGGUGGUGCUUUUGCGAAAGAAAUUGAAUCAUGGAAGGAUAACGAUAUCGUUCAAGAUUGUUUGGAUGUUCUGAAGAAGAUCUGCGGCAUAGAACAGGUGCCCGAUCCAAUAGACUGCUGCGUUACAAGAUGGGGUGAAGAAGAAUAUUCGAGAAUGUCGUUUACCUACAUACCACCUGGAGUUGAUGGGGGGCAAGAAUUGGCACGAGUUGGGGAUGCGAUCUACGAUCCUGCUCGGCCAGGAAAGCCAUUGAUCAUGUUUGCAGGGGAACACACCACUCCAUAUCAUCCAUCCACGAUGCAUGGUGCAUUUGCAUCUGGGGUUAGAGAGGCCUAUCGAUAUGAUCUUCAUCUGAAUCCACAGUUGAACAAUGACAUGCGAUUUGAGAACAAUGAAAUCAUGUACGUGCAUACAUUUCCAACACGUCGAGCCUACAAGAAACCCAAAGGUGCAGCUGCUGACAAGAUGAACGAGACAAACCUAAGCGUAGCAAAUUCCUCUUCGGGUGUAGUCAGAAGUCGGAGAAAGCGGUUUGCAGGUAUGGCGUUACGAAAACAACCUAAGCAAGCCGAUCUUUUCCUUCCGUCUACGGAGAUUCUGGGACUAGACAAAAAGGAAGAGGCGAAGACUCCUCCGUCGACACCAGUGGUUGCCUCUCGCCGGAGCCAAAGAUCUGUAUCGAACCGCAAGCGUCCACUCUCCUCGGAUAUUUCGCCCACAUCUGAGAAGAAGGAUGAUGUCGUCGUCAAGCGCGAACAAAUGGAUCAACUGAAUGCCUUGGAAGACCGAUUACUGUUACGAUCGCUUCACAGCUUUGGAACAAACACAACUCUGGUCCGAUCCAAGGUUGUUCCUGUUUGGGGAUCCAAGCGAAAGCGUAGUCUAGAUCAAAUUCGGAAACGUUGGCGCAACCUUGCAAGUACCGAUUCUCUCUCCAUGCCAGCUCCUCCCUCCAAGGCUUCCUGGAAAAGAUGGGUUGUGAAAGUGAUUGAUAAAAAACUAGAAAGAGAAAUGAACGAUGAUGACGUUGACAGCAAGACUGGGAACGAAGGCACUCGCCGCUCUGCGCGUGGAAGAGUCGUGUCCUCCGGAUAUUCAUGA